AUGACAGUUCUUAGUACAACUAUCGGUAUCAUAUUCUUUUUACUUCACUCUUCUUCUGGAGAAAGUGGCUUCGAACAGGAUGACGGAUUUGAAGAUGAGGAACAAGAUGACUAUGAGUUCACUUGCUAUAGCCAAUUGCAAGUCCAUGGCCAGCAGCACACUCUGACUUGUUCCUUCAAUGACUCGUCACUCAACAGCACCAGUUUGGGGCUCCAGAUAUGUGGUGCAUUUAUGUCCAACAGACAAUGUGAGAUGAUGAAGAAAAGAGAAAAGGAUUAUUUUAUGAAAACAAGAUCAUUUUCGCUGAUUAGUGCUUGUGAGAUAUGCGUGAUACUUGGAAAAAGUAAGGUGCAUUGCAAAACACUGAAGAUAACCAGAAUAGUGAAGCCUGAAGCUCCUUUUGACAUUAAUAUCACUUACCGCGAAGCAGCAAAUGACUUUGUGCUCACGUUCAAUACAACACACUUAUGGAAUGACUAUGUAAAAGAGUUAAUCCAUGAUAUAGCCUAUCGCCAAGAAAACAGUAAAAGCAACUGGAUGCACAUAAACUCAACCUAUCCUCUUGUAAUACUUCUGGAAAGAAAGCUACAACCAAAUUCAACAUAUGAGGUUAAAAUACGGUCACUUCCUGGUGGAAACUUUUUUGCCGGGUUCUGGAGUGAUUGGAGCCCCAGUGUCUACUUCAGGACAUCACUGAAACCCAAAGCAGAGGAGCUGGACUAUGUCACGCCCAUCAUCAUCACUCUGAGCUGCUUCUCUGGGAUCCUGGGGAUUGUUGUGAUCUGUUUGCUGUGGGAUAAAAGAAUUAAACCUGUUUUGUGGCCCAACCUUCCUGACCACAAGACGACUCUGGAACAGCUGUGUAGGAAACCACAAAAGAAUUUCAACAUCAGCUUCAAUCCAGAAAGCUUCCUGGACUAUCCAAUUCAUAAAGUGGAUGGCAUUCAAGCCAAAGAAGAGGUAGAAGGUUUUCUGCAAGUCCCGCUCCCCCGAGACCUCAAUGUCACAGAGAAGAUUGGGCUCAGCCCUGACUGGCCAUCUGAGAAUAACAUCAUCCCACCAGUGGCUUAUGGAGGAAACUCACCCCCAGUUUGCCUGCAUGGGAACUUCAAUACAUGCGAUCUUUCCAUGGUCAUGGCCCCAAAGCCACCCAACCACCAGGAGAACAGCAAAAAUGAAGCUCGUUUCUGUGGAGGCCUGCUUCUUAGCUCUGACUCCAGAAACAGUGCCUUGGCAUUCCCUUUUCCACUCAGACUAGGAGUCUUGGCUCCAAAUCCAACUGCCCAAGGACAACCCAUCAAUGCAAAUCUGAGGUUAAGUCAAGAAGAAGCAUAUGUCACUAUGUCCAGCUUCUACCAAAACAAGUGAGCCUCAAGAAAUCCAUGAUUUGGAGCAUCACAGCCAACAAAAACAACAGAGGGGGCUGCUUGGAGACCCUAUUUCCCAGCCAGAAUCUAGUCUCUGAUAAUAACUCAACAUAAAAAAGAAAAGGCAACUUUUCUAUUUGUAAUGCAUCUACAUAAACCAAAUUUUGAAACAUCUCUUUGGCCAUUCUCUAGUUAAGUGAUGCUUCCUUCUAACAAGAUUAGAGUGCCCUUGCUUCUAUUGUUAUUGAUUUCAAAAACAAAUUACCAAGCUAUUCAAUUCUUUGAAAAUGGAAGAAGAAGAGAAAAGGAGGAAGGGAAGAGGGAAUGAUGAAAAGAAAGAUGAGACAGAGGGAGGAAAAGAAGGAAGAAAUGAAGAAAAUGAGGGACAAGUGAUGGAUGAGACCCACAAGUAUAAACCCAGGAUACACUCUCAUAAUCAAAAGUUGGCAAUGUGGGCAUAGAAAUAGAGAGUGCCAAAGACACUCUACGAUUCUAGCUUGUCUCCCAGCUGCUCUGAACUACCUGUCACACACCAUUUUGUAGUUUACUAUUUAACCACAGACAGUUUUUGGCAAUGGAAAUGCCACACUCAAAGCAGGAAGUCCAUGUCUUGGGAAAUAUACCCCAGUUCUAAGAAAGAAGGGAAAUGAGCUUUUUUCUGGUUCAAGAAUCACAUCUGCAGAGUCUGAAGAUAGAAAAUACAAAUGACUUUUGAGAUUGAAACAUAGAAUCACCAAAUCUUAGCUCUGAAAGGGACCUUAACAAUCAUCUAGGUCAAACUUUCACCCAAUUCUCUACAGUCUAAGGAAAUCACCAUCUCACUGUCUACAUUCUAUCUGGGGACAAAACAAAACCUCUUCUAUUUUUCUAUGACAGUCCUCAACUUGAAAUUGAUUAAUGGUAGGAAAAAAUGAUGAUUUCUGAAUUACCAAGGCUGUGGGGUUCACUGUGACCAGCUAUUAUCAAAGUUUGUAGCCAUUACUGGUUCUUGGAAGAAAUCUCAUUGCUAACCUAUGAUGUCAGGGCAUUUCAGUACAUGAAGUAAGUGAAUAAGCUUUCAUGUUAGCAUUAGUCAAUCAACAACCUGCAUUUAUCCAUGAAUUGCCCUGCUCUUCUGAAAACUUAAGAAAUGGAGCAUGUUACAUUUAUUUGUAGUUAGUAAGUUCUGGCCAUAUUAGGGAUCUUCAUUGGAUUUCAUUGGAAGUCACAAUUUGUGGACACCUUAGAGACAUGGUUGCUUUUACCUUUUGUCUCUCUUAGUUUGAUGGAAGUUCAAGGAUGUAUAGCAAGCUACAAGCAUAGAAGGAAGAUGACAGAUAUAGGAAUUAAUCCAAAUCUCAAGGACUGAGAUUAAAGCAACUGGCUAUUGCAGUCCUCCAUUUGCUGCUGUCCCCUGUCCCUCUCCUCUUAGGGCCAUCCCUUAAUAUAACGCAGAGAGGUUAAAAUGGGAGAGGUGAAGCUGGGGAAUUAAUGUUGCAUAAUAGAUCUAGGGCAGCCUUUCCCCUACCUAGUUUAAUGCCAUGAUGAUGAUAAUUUUACUACCUUACAUGCUUUGUACAAUGAUCUGUAUUAUCUCUGUGAGGUUGGUAUAAUUAUUCCCAUUUGAAAGAUGCCAAAAAACAAGACACAAAGAAGUUAAGCAAUCUGCCCAAGAUCACACAGAAAGUUGGUGGUAGAGUCAGCAUGAGAACCCAGGUGUAAGGGUGUGUUUUAUAUGAGUAAUGGAUUAGAGCCAAGAAAAAAUGCCCUAUGUUCUGGACCGAACUCCAACACUCCACUAGAGGACUUCUAAGAUCCCUUCUCUCUCUAGCAUUCUAUAAUUCUGUGAUUUGAUAUAAUGUUGUCAUUUGAAACGUUGAGCAUGAGUGAAAAUAGACACAUUUGAGAACAGACACAUGCCUGUAGUCCUUACUGUUGGAAGGGUGAAACUGGUGGAAGUUCUGAGCUGCAGUAGGACUACAAACCAAUUGGGCAUCUGCACUAAAUCUGUAACCAAUGUGGUGAGCCCUCCAUGAGUGAAGGGUCAACAGGCUGCCUAAAGAGGAAUUAAUGGGCUCAGGUUUGAAAUGGAGUGGGACAAAACUUCUAUGAAAAGGAAAGGAAGGAAAGGAAGGAAAGGAAGGGAAAGGAAGGGAAAGGAAGGGAAAGGAAGGAAGGAAAGGAA
Molecule: messenger RNA, 3531 nt
Organism: Trichosurus vulpecula (common brushtail)
Lineage: Eukaryota; Metazoa; Chordata; Mammalia; Diprotodontia; Phalangeridae
Gene: IL7R
Product: interleukin 7 receptor
Exons: 8
Coding region: 1-1368 (455 amino acids)
Biological process (GO): positive regulation of receptor signaling pathway via JAK-STAT; cytokine-mediated signaling pathway; hemopoiesis
Cellular component (GO): external side of plasma membrane; membrane
Molecular function (GO): cytokine receptor activity; protein binding
Source: RefSeq, a predicted model, not a curated record